Messenger RNA from Hymenoscyphus albidus, 763 nucleotides. Lineage: Eukaryota; Fungi; Ascomycota; Leotiomycetes; Helotiales; Helotiaceae. The record is from the annotation of a GenBank genome assembly.
AUGAAGUUCUUACCAUUCCAGUCGAGUCAGCAGGAUCUAGAAUACAUGCCGAUUGAGAAACACGGGGGAGAUAAGAAAACCUCUCCAUGCAUUAGGGGUUUCUUCGUGGUGUUCGGUCUCCUGGUCGUGCUUACGAUAUGCGUUCUUUCCUUCGAGAAGGGGAGAGCGGUUGGGGAGAGAGGAGGGAUUCAAGAGCAUGUGCUUCAUGUUCGUGAGUACUCUUAACACUGAUAAAGUAUGAGGUGCCUUCCUGACAUUAAUUAGCACCCCCGGCAAUUAUUGACCACACGUUUUAUUUCCAUGAGGAGUUUGAAAAGAAGCCGGCAAAAGGCGAUGUUUGGACUAAAGUCCCUCCCCGUACGAAAUGUGUCAGAUUGUUGAGUGAGUUAUUGCUAACAAGAUUUAGGCGGUAGAGGCAUCAUAUACAAUCCCUCCGUAGCACCCUCCGCAAAAGGUGUCGCCAUAUGGCAUCAACUCCAUUGCCUAGUAUGAACCAUCACAAGCCUCUUUCUCUUACAGAAGUUCGCUGACUAGCAAAAAGGAUGCACUUCGCAAAAUCUACUGGUCUUCGCUUGACGGAUCGAAACCCGAUUUACAGAUGAAACCUCCUCACGUCAAGCAUUGCAUCGAGUAUAUGAGACAAGCUUUGAUGUGUAAUGCGGAUACUACGUUGGAACCUAUUGAUGAUGAGCUGGGAGGUGUUACUGGGUUUGGGAAUAAGAGGAAGUGUCGGGAUGUGAUGGCGAUAAGGGAGAUGGACUGA